AUGAGCGUCAAAGCUGCGCUGGUGUGGGAGGUGAGGGCUGAAGGCGCUGAGGGCGCAGAGUGCGGCCGGGCCAUCGACGUGCAACACCAGACGGCGAGGUUCGGAUCUGUGCAGCCGGACUGGCGUGGUGGGAUCACCGGGCAGCUCCGUUUGAGACUCAUGCGAGAGAAGGGGCUGGAAGGGACGCCGAUCUACGCCGAGGCUAUGAGCCUGUACCGCGACUUACCUUUGGCGACGGAUGUUCUCGUCAAGCUGAUCGGUAGUACACAGAACACCACCGAGGUCCUGCGUGCUGACGGCGUGGUGUCCAAGGAUGGGGAUCUUAUUGUGACCGCGCGCAGGUUCGACCCUUUCCGGUUCCACCUCCUCCAGCUUAUCGUCGUUCCAAUUCUGCCCGACACUCAUUUUCAAGUUCGCUGGACGAGCAUACCGAACGAUGGCACGCGCAUGCGACUGCGCAAAAAGGUCGCAAUGAUCCUCACGUGGAUGAGCAAGCGGGUCAUCCGUGUUCAGCGGAACAAGGCCGUAGAGCGGGAGGCCACCUGUCUUUUCGUCCCUGCUUGGGUCGUCAAAGGAGGUGUUCAAAAAGGCGGAUCAUUCGAGCCAGCUGACGACUGGGACUGGGACCUGAGGGUGAAGAAGGUUCAGCCCCUGGGUGAGUCCUCCACCGGGUCGCUUCGUGGUGGAACCCCGGGAUGCUGCGGAGGAGCGGUGGGGUCUGUGGCCGCGGCGCCGGCACCAGUGCGCUUUGACCAGGGAGACUCUCCAGCAGCGUGGGCUGCGAAGCAGUAUGGAUGCAAGUUGCUCGACCGGGUGCCAAGGGCAGGUCUGAAUUUUCUGGGGAAGUCUGCGGAUGCCCUCUGCGCGAUGGUCGACGAUGCUUUGGCUACGGGCGAGUGCGACUACUCCAAGCUUUGCGAGCAAUGGCGAAUCGCUCAGGCGGAACACGACAACCGUCUUCCUACAGGACAACUUGCAAGCCUCUUGGCUUGCCAAGUCAAAGCGCAGAAGCUGCCAUGGCCCCCAAUGCCCGAGUCCUGCCCUUGGACGAACUUUUCCUCCUGGGCGUACGACAAGGUGUUCUUGCAGAAAACGAUCCCGAUGCCGACGUAUGUGAGCAAGGCCAACGUCGAGGUCCCUGUCUUGUUCCAGAGCCUCUCUUCUCUUCGCCCGAGUCUGCGUCCACUUGGUGUUGCAGCCGCACGACUGAUUUGUCUUGAGCAACUUGGUAGCCCGGUGGUACCCUUUGCCAUGUGUUGUUAUGGGUUCCCAUAUAAGAGUAGCCAACGCAAAACAAGUGUGCCUUUAUUAUGGUAUGGUAUGGUUACUGGGCUACCAAGGCAGCCCUGGCUGAAGUGGGCCAACUCCUGCGCAUGUAGGCGAACGAGCAAGUUCGAGCGCGAUCGCAAAGGCCACAGGCGACGGAUAGAGGAAGACAAGAGCAACACAUGGUUUCAUUGGAUGUCGUCGGCAGUUCGUACUGGGUCGAUGGACAUGAUCCGAAGCAUCCACGGGUGUGUGACGGAGAAGAUGAGUACCUUGCAUGGCCUGGGAAUCAUGUCGUAUCGUGUUUCCAAAGCGUUGAAAUUCCGAUGA
Molecule: messenger RNA, 1596 nt
Organism: Symbiodinium natans
Lineage: Eukaryota; Dinophyceae; Suessiales; Symbiodiniaceae
Source: the annotation of a GenBank genome assembly